Messenger RNA from Cucurbitaria berberidis CBS 394.84, 3914 nucleotides. RefSeq names its product DNA polymeras-like protein gamma. Lineage: Eukaryota; Fungi; Ascomycota; Dothideomycetes; Pleosporales; Cucurbitariaceae. Gene Ontology annotation, biological process: mitochondrial DNA replication. The record is from RefSeq and is a predicted model, not a curated record. Gene Ontology annotation, cellular component: mitochondrion; gamma DNA polymerase complex. The transcript is spliced from 2 exons. Gene Ontology annotation, molecular function: DNA binding; DNA-directed DNA polymerase activity; 3'-5' exonuclease activity. Bases 180 to 3656 code for a protein of 1158 amino acids.
UAGAUGUUGCCAGCUGCAGACCAGAUGAAUCGCGGGCACUCGCCAAGAGUUCUGCUGGAAAACGUUGGAGCUAGUAGGAGGCCAAAGUAGGCCGCCGCUUUCAUGACGACAGCGAUUGAUAUUCACGCCUCAUUUAAUAUACGACGGGAUGCAUUGACGCGCCGUUCAUCCACGCGAUCAUGCGCCGCAGCUCAUGUCGAACCUUCACCGCCCAUCUUGCCCAUCGGACGCGACCAGCACCUGCGAAGGCCCCCUUUGCGACCGCAUCACGAUGCCUUGCCACAGCCCAACCACCACAGGAUGCGCAAGCUAGCGAUGCGAGGAGGACGACUCUGAAUGUUCCCUCCGAGGCCCGCUUCAACGAGAUAGGCGUCCAGCAACUCUCCAGCCAUGUCCACGCCCAAGUCUUCCCUGGCGCCAGCACCUCUCCCCCGCCAGAGCUCGUUGCCCUCUCGCAGGACCACCUCACCCGUCAUGACCUGCUGGGCAAAAACCAGGACUCGACCCCUCCCGUGGGCUUCGACCUCCCCGACAUGCAAGGCGCCACCUUGGACGAGCACUUCUACAAACUGGGCAUGGAUGCAGCGGAACCGCACUUGAGCAUGGCGAAGAAGCUGGCAUGGGCCAACCCUCCCCCCAAACCGAGAAAAUGGGUCAGGCAGAGCGGUUGGACCAAGUACAAUAACGACGGGACCACAGAGGCAGUGGAUGCGCCAAACGAGACGAUGCUGACAUUUGACACCGAGGUCAUGUGGAAAGAAACUUCCUUCGCGUGCAUGGCCUGUGCAGUGAGUCCAACCGCCUGGUAUGCCUGGCUAUCGCCAUGGCUGCUGGGCGAGUCAAAGUCGGACCGCCACUUGAUCCCCCUCGGAGACACGUCGAUACCCCGCGUCAUCGUCGGACACAACAUUGGAUAUGACAGGGCGCGGAUAGCCGAGGAAUACAACAUACAGCAAUCCAAGAACUCUUUCAUCGACACGAUGUCAUUGCAUGUCGCAUCCAACGGCAUGUGCUCGCGGCAACGACCGUCAUGGAUGAAGCACAAGAAGAACAGAGAGCUGAGGGACAAGAUCGCCACUUCCGAAGAGAACGCAGAACUGUCGCAAUUACUUGACUCGGGUGCCAUACCAGACGAAGAGGAGGAACUGUGGAUAGGCAGGAGCGCCAUCAACUCAUUACGCGACGUCGCCAAAUUCCACUGCAACAUCACAAUCGACAAGGCGCGAAGAGAAUACUUUGGCGAACUAGAUCGACCAGGUAUUCGAGAAAAGUUAGAUGAGCUCCUCGACUACUGCGCAGCAGAUGUAGAAAUCACACACCGCGUGUACCAAAAGGUCUUCCCGCUAUUUAUGGAGACAUGCCCGCACCCUGUCAGCUUCGCAGCUUUGCGAUUCCUGGCUUCUGAGAUUCUACCCGUCAACGAGACCUGGGACGCGUACCUCAACAACGCCGAGGCCACUUACCACCAGCUGGAAGACGCUGUACGAGAACGACUGGUUGCGCUCACAGAGAAGGCGCUGGAAGUUAAAGACAAACCCGAAGUAUACAAUAAUGAUCCUUGGUUAAGCCAGCUGGAUUGGUCAGGCCAGGAGGUGAAGAUGGUGAAAGGGAAAAAGAAGGGUGAUCCACCAAGACCGGCAGCCAGACAAAAGAAGCCGGGCAUGCCUAAGUGGUAUAAGGACUUGUUUCCUUCAAACGCCGCGCCGAUGAACUUGACCGUGCGGACACGAGUCACCCCGAUCCUGCUGAGGCUGGCCUGGGACGGCAACCCAUUGGUUUGGUCGGACAAGCAUGGCUGGACAUACCAGGUGCCUAUGGACGAGGUGUUUGCGUAUAAUGAAAAGGGCAUCAAAGAGCUCGACAUGUCUGAAGAAGAGAACUUGAAGCUGCGCGACGAUACCGAGUGCCGAUACUACAAGGUCCCGCACAAAGAUGGUCCUCUCGCGCGAUGCACAAAUCCGCUUGCAAAAGGCUACCUGCAGUACUUCGAGAAGGAGAAGCUAACAUCAGAUUAUGCCUAUGCCAAGGGGGCGUUGGAGAUGAAUGCAUCCUGCUCGUACUGGAUAAGCGCAAGAGACCGCAUCAUGUCGCAGAUAGUCGUUUACAACAACGAAGUGCCAGAUGCACCAAAACUCGCCUCUGCCUCGGGCAAAGGCCGAGGUAAAAAGGUGGGCUUCAUCCUACCACAGAUUAUCCCAAUGGGCACCAUUACGAGGCGAUCUGUCGAGAACACCUGGCUUACGGCGAGCAACGCCAAGAAGAAUCGCGUGGGCUCUGAGCUCAAGUCAAUGGUUCGGGCACCGGAAGGCUACUGUUUCGUUGGAGCCGAUGUCGACUCCCAAGAGCUCUGGAUUGCCAGUCUAAUCGGGGACGCGACCUUCAAACUGCACGGUGGCAACGCUGUGGGCUUCAUGACCCUGGAGGGUACCAAGGCAGCUGGCACGGAUCUGCACUCGCGAACAGCAGGCAUUUUGGGAAUUUCGAGAAACGACGCCAAGGUCUUCAACUAUGGCCGCAUAUACGGCGCAGGACUCAAGUUCGCGUCAACCUUGUUACGCCAGUUCAACCCUUCUUUGACAGACUCGCAAACCUCCAAAACUGCGAACGAGUUGUAUAUGACCACCAAAGGUAAAAAGACUACGAGGAAGCAGCUACAUGAACGGCCAUUCUGGAGAGGCGGCACUGAGUCUUUCGUGUUCAACAGGCUAGAAGAUUUCGCCGAGCAAGAACGGCCCCGGACACCAGUACUAGGCGCUGCCAUCACCGAAGCGCUGCAACGACGCUAUCUCACAAGAGGCGGUUUCAUGACUUCGCGCAUCAAUUGGGCGAUACAGUCCUCUGGCGUCGACUACCUUCAUCUUCUCAUCGUUGCCAUGGACUACCUCACCCGCCGUUUCAACCUCGAUGCCCGCCUCUCCAUCACCGUGCAUGAUGAGAUUCGAUACCUGGUCAAGGAGGAGGACAAGUACCGAGCCGCUAUGGCGCUUCAGGUUGCAAACGUUUGGACACGUGCCAUGUUUUCGCAGCAAAUGGGCAUCAACGAGCUUCCGCAGUCUUGCGCGUACUUUUCUGCCGUUGACAUCGAUCAUGUCCUGCGGAAAGAGGUCGACAUGGACUGCAUAACGCCCAGCAACAAGGAGCCCAUCCCACAUGGCGAGAGCCUCGACAUCGUUACUCUCCUCGAAAAGGGAGACGCUGCACGACUCGAUCCUGCUGUCGUGCCCAUAGAUCCACCAGCGGCACAGCAGUACACGGUUGCCUACACACCCCGCACACCCAUAAUGACGACCCUGGAAGGCGCCGACCCAACAUCGACAACCGCUCUAGCGUACCUCAAAGCGCAAAUCUCCUCCGACGACAAAGAGCUUCGCGACAUCCUGAAGCCUCUGCGUGGUCCCCGCGCACCUUCUACUCGUGGCUCCAAAGCCUCAGUGGACGCCGAGGAGGCGGAAAACGAAGAAGAAGAAAUCUCACACAACAUCUUACAUUAUCAGCAAAUGGCGCAGCUACUGCCAGUCGAAGAUCUAUGGGGGGAAGUGUAUAAGCGUGCUGGGAAUAAGAGCACGCUGAAAGGAACUGGAAGAGCGAGUACGGGCAUGUGGCACCACCACCAUAUUCACCCCAGGAGUACAGCGCCACGGACUGCCAGAGUGUAGGUGCGUGCGUGCUGUGAGAGACGGUGGUUGUAAUGUCUUUUCUGUGUAUAUAUUUGUAUGAUUAUUGUAACGGCCUUUGGUUACGGUCAGGUAAUGAGAUGGGGGCUGCUCGGCGCACGGUAGCAUAGCAUCUGGCGGCGCACAUUGGGAAGGUUAGAGGGGUCGAGGGAUUGAAUGAAGGUCUUCCUCAAUAGGCAACUUCGCGUUUAAAUCUUAAUCAUCUCGUUAUCGCUGCAUUACACGCUUAGUAUCCCAAUU